ACACCAUGGCACUCACUCUAGCCUGGGCAACAAAGUGAGACUCUGUCUCCAAAAUAAAGUAAAAUAAAGGAGUUGUGAUAGUACUAAGUUUGCUUAGAUGUGAAAAUUAGAUGUAGUCAGUAUUUAGUAUAUAGAAUAUAGAAGGUGACUAGUCUCUACUAGUCAUGUAGUAAAUAAUAGCUUGUAUUUUUAAACUUUUGAGAGUCAUAACUCCAAGAUGGACUCAGGGUUUGCUUGGAUUAUUUGUACAAUCUGUUAGUUGAUGGUUCAGAUUAAACCCCAAGCCAUUCUCAUGGGAAUGAGUCAGAUAAUAUGUGCUUAUGGAUGUGCUUUUAUCAUUCCCAUCAUGGCAGUGAUCCUUUAUGGUCCUGGUCUCUCCUCGGUAAUGGUAGAAACUGGGGAUAUUUUUCAUGCAUUCUAAUUGAUCAAUUUGCCUGUUUCUUCUAUUCUUUCUCUAGCUUGCUUGCCUGUGUUUUUCUGGAGCCCCUUUCUUCCAGGUGUUGCCUGGGGUUAGAGUUCAUGGUGGUGAAUGAUGUGUUUUCACUGGAGCAUAGAAAAGGUCACUUGAAUUCUGGCUGCUAUUAGUAGCCUGGAAGUAAACCUGGAGACAAAACCAUUAUCCAGAGUAGCAUGUUAGAAAUGACACCACUAUCCUGGGGCAUCACAGUACACAAAUAUACCCCUUGUUCUCCUUGGCUCUUGUUUUCAAAAGUUAGUGAAUUAAUGAACAGAGCCUCAGUCAUUUUCACAGUUUAAAGUAUUUGAUUUUGGAUUAGUUUAUAGAAUUGUACUACUAACAAAAUUACCUAUAUAUUAGGAAAGCUACAACUGUAUAGAGCUUCAGUUUGUAUUAUGUAUGCUCAAAGAAUAAAGGCUCCAGGAGGCUAGUUACUUACUAUCUUACUGCUAAAGUGGAAUGUGUUCAAAUAGCUAAAUUUUCUAGAUGACCUUGACUAUCUCACAGUUUGAACGGAAAAACCCAGUAGCUUUGUAUUAAAAAAAGUUGCUAAUACAGAUUGUAAAGAUAUUUUUCUGUCCUACUUUUUCAGUACGAAUUUAUUACUCACUUAUAUUUUGAAGCUAAGAAGAGAAAUCAUGCAUCUUGGAUCCCUCAAUAUUCCCUAAGCUAAUUUUAAAGAAUUUGGCUACCUCAAAUUAUUGUUUUUGUGUUUUCUAGUUUUAUAAAUUUAUAACCUUAAUAUGAAAGUAUCAAUCAGGAAAAAUAUUUUACUGAAAAAAUAUUUGGGUUCCUACAGACAUAAUUAUUUACUAACCUGUUUUUAAUAUUGAUCAGGACUUUUUUUCCCAAAAUUAUUCCUAUUUCAUAAAGGUAAUUAUUUUAAUCCUUAAAGUCAGAAUUAGGUUGGUAUGACUUUGAAAACAAAAAUGGUUUGAGGAGCCAUCUAUAGACAUGAUCUGGGUCAGACUUGAUUUGCAGCUUACUCAAUUUUAGAAUCCUCUGUCAGUUUUGUAAACAGAAGUCUGCUGGAUGAAUUGAACAGAAGGGGGAGAUUAGCAUAUUAAUAAGGUACUGGCAACUGGCCUUCUUUUUCUCCUCCCUCUUCUCCCUCCUUGUCUUUCCUUUCUCUCUCCUUCCCUGAAUGAAUCUAGGAACACAGACCCACGGGGUCACAUUACUAGCUGGUUUCAUUCUGUUCGGUAGCUUAAUCUGGCCAGGAUGGUCUGUGUUUCAGAUUGCGGAAGCAUGAGAAGAUUCUGUAACUGAGAGGCAUUCUUCAAGCUGCUGGAAAAUAUUACAGAAAGAACACCUCCCAAAUUUUGCUUCAAGCUCUGAAAAAAGGAGCACACAGGGGAAGCUUAGUCUUACUUGUGGAUCGAAGCAAGUACUAUCGGAGCGAUGAACUGGGACUUUGUGUGCGGACUCCUGGCUUGAUCUUUAUAGGAUUGGGUGUAUGUUGUUGGAACUGGCAGGCCAAGAGGCCCUGAAACCAGCAGGUGCCAUCUGUAUGGAGAAAAGCGGCUGUAGUCCAUUUCCAAUGUGUUGGGCUAAAGAAUAUGACAGAUACCUAGCAUCAAGCAAAAUAAUGGCAGCUGCUUACCUUGACCCAAACCUGAAUCACACACCAAAUUCAAGUACUAAGACUCACCUGGGUACUGGCAUGGAACGUUCCCCUGGUGCAAUGGAGCGAGUAUUAAAGGUCUUUCAUUAUUUUGAAAGCAAUAGUGAGCCAACCACGUGGGCAAGUAUUAUCAGGCAUGGAGAUGCUACUGAUGUCAGGGGCAUCAUUCAGAAGAUAGUGGACAGUCACAAAGUGAAGCAUGUGGCCUGCUACGGAUUCCGCCUCAGUCAUCUGCGGUCAGAGGAGGUUCACUGGCUUCACGUGGAUAUGGGCGUCUCCAGUGUGAGGGAGAAGUAUGAGCUUGCCCACCCACCAGAAGAGUGGAAAUACGAAUUGAGGAUUCGUUAUUUGCCAAAAGGAUUUCUAAACCAGUUUACAGAAGACAAGCCAACUUUGAAUUUCUUCUAUCAACAGGUGAAGAGCGAUUAUAUGUUAGAGAUAGCUGAUCAAGUGGACCAGGAAAUUGCUUUGAAGUUGGGAUGUCUAGAAAUUCGGCGAUCAUACUGGGAGAUGAGAGAUAAUGCGCUAGAAAAGAAGUCUAACUAUGAAGUAUUAGAAAAAGAUGUUGGUUUAAAGCGAUUUUUUCCCAAGAGUUUACUGGAUUCUGUCAAGGCCAAAACACUAAGAAAACUGAUCCAACAAACAUUUAGACAGUUUGCCAAUCUUAAUAGAGAAGAAAGUAUUCUGAAAUUCUUUGAGAUCCUCUCUCCAGUGUACAGAUUUGAUAAAGAAUGUUUCAAGUGUGCUCUUGGUUCAAGCUGGAUUAUUUCAGUGGAGCUGGCAAUUGGCCCAGAAGAAGGAAUCAGUUACUUAACAGACAAGGGCUGCAAUCCCACACAUCUAGCUGACUUCAAUCAAGUGCAGACCAUUCAGUAUUCAAACAGUGAAGACAAGGACAGAAAAGGAAUGCUGCAACUGAAAAUAGCAGGUGCACCUGAGCCUCUGACAGUGACGGCACCAUCCCUGACCAUUGCGGAGAAUAUGGCUGACCUGAUAGAUGGGUACUGCCGCCUGGUGAACGGAGCCUCGCAGUCUUUUAUCAUCAGACCCCAGAAAGAAGGUGAACGGGCUCUACCAUCAAUACCAAAGUUGGCCAACAGUGAAAAGCAAGGUGUGCGGACACACGCAGUUUCAGUGUCAGAUGAAAUUAGUGGGGACGAAACAGAUGAUUAUGCUGAGAUUAUAGAUGAAGAAGAUACUUACACGAUGCCCUCAAAAUGCUAUGGAAUAGAUGAAGCCAGGGAUUAUGAGAUUCAAAGAGAAAGAAUAGAACUUGGACGAUGUAUUGGAGAAGGCCAGUUUGGAGAUGUACAUCAAGGCAUUUAUAUGAGUCCGGAGAAUCCAGCUUUGGCGGUUGCAAUUAAAACAUGUAAAAACUGUACUUCGGACAGCGUGAGAGAGAAAUUCCUUCAAGAAGCCUUAACAAUGCGUCAGUUUGACCACCCUCAUAUUGUAAAGCUGAUUGGAGUCAUCACAGAGAACCCCGUCUGGAUAAUCAUGGAGCUGUGCACACUUGGAGAGCUGAGGUCAUUUUUGCAAGUAAGGAAAUACAGUUUGGAUCUAGCAUCUUUGAUCCUGUAUGCCUAUCAGCUUAGUACAGCUCUUGCGUAUCUAGAGAGCAAAAGAUUUGUACACAGGGACAUUGCUGCUCGGAAUGUUCUGGUGUCCUCAAAUGAUUGUGUAAAAUUAGGAGACUUUGGAUUAUCCCGAUAUAUGGAAGACAGUACUUAUUACAAAGCUUCCAAAGGAAAAUUGCCUAUUAAAUGGAUGGCUCCAGAGUCAAUCAAUUUUCGACGUUUUACCUCAGCUAGUGACGUAUGGAUGUUUGGUGUAUGUAUGUGGGAGAUACUGAUGCAUGGUGUGAAGCCUUUUCAAGGAGUGAAGAACAAUGAUGUGAUCGGUCGAAUUGAAAAUGGGGAAAGAUUACCGAUGCCUCCAAAUUGUCCUCCUACCCUCUACAGCCUUAUGACGAAAUGCUGGGCUUAUGACCCCAGCAGGCGGCCCAGGUUUACUGAACUUAAAGCACAGCUCAGCACGAUCCUGGAGGAAGAGAAGGCUCAACAAGAAGAGCGGAUGAGGAUGGAGUCCCGAAGACAGGCCACAGUGUCCUGGGACUCUGGAGGGUCUGAUGAAGCGCCACCUAAGCCCAGCAGACCUGGUUAUCCCAGCCCACGGUCCAGCGAAGGAUUUUAUCCAAGCCCACAGCACAUGGUACAGACCAAUCAUUACCAGGUCUCUGGCUACCCUGGUUCACAUGGAAUCACAGCCAUGGCUGGCAGCAUCUACCCAGGUCAAGCAUCUCUUUUGGACCAAACAGAGUCUUGGAAUCAUAGACCUCAGGAGAUAUCAAUGUGGCAACCCAGCAUGGAGGACUCCGCAGCAUUGGACCUGCGAGGGAUCGGGCAGGUGUUGCCAACCCACCUGAUGGAAGAGCGGCUGAUCCGACAACAGCAGGAAAUGGAAGAAGAUCAGCGCUGGCUGGAAAAAGAAGAGAGAUUUUUGAAACCUGAUGUGCGGCUCUCCCGAGGCAGCAUCGACAGGGAGGAUGGAAGUCUUCAGGGUCCGACUGGAAACCAACACAUAUAUCAGCCUGUGGGUAAACCAGAUCCUGUAGCUCCACCAAAGAAACCGCCUCGCCCUGGAGCCCCUGGUCAUCUGGGCAGCCUUGCCAGCCUCAGCAGCCCUGGGGACAGUUACAACGAGGGCGUCAAGCCGUGGAGGCUGCAGCCCCAGGAAAUCAGCCCCCCUCCUACUGCCAACCUGGACAGGUCCAAUGACAAGGUGUAUGAGAAUGUGACAGGCCUUGUGAAAGCUGUCAUCGAGAUGUCGAGUAAAAUCCAGCCGGCCCCGCCAGAGGAAUAUGUUCCUAUGGUGAAGGAAGUCGGCUUGGCCUUGAGGACUUUAUUGGCCACUGUGGAUGAGACCAUUCCCACUUUACCAGCCAGCACCCACCGAGAGAUUGAGAUGGCACAGAAACUAUUGAACUCUGACCUGGGUGAGCUCAUCAACAAGAUGAAGCUGGCCCAGCAGUAUGUCAUGACCAGCCUGCAGCAGGAGUACAAGAAGCAAAUGCUGACUGCUGCUCACGCUCUGGCUGUGGACGCCAAAAACUUACUCGACGUCAUUGACCAAGCGAGACUGAAAAUGCUGGGGCAGGCAAGACCGCACUGAGCCCCCUGAGGAGCAGCACGUCUUUCCCCUCCUUUCAGGAUGUUCUCCAGCCUUCCACCAGCAGCGAGGAGUUAACCCUGGGUCCUCAGUCGCCAGCACUUACAGCUCCAACUUUUUCAAAUGGCAUCUGGUUGAAAAUCUUCUCCCUCAUAUAUAAAUCUAACCACAUUUUGAUUUGGGUUUGUUUUUGUUUGUUUGAUUUUCAAUCAUGAUAUUCAGAAAUGUCUGGGAUCCAAAAUAUGGCAUUUUUCUGAGAAUCAAAAUUGUAUAUAAGAAGCCUAAGAAUCAUGGAGAACAUUUAUGUUCACAUUAGGGUGUGUUCUAAUGGGGACGGCUGAGGUGACAUGCUGGUUCCUGAACUUGCUUAGCUGCGUGGUGGACAAGGAGGGCAGAAGUGAAGAAUUCUGGGAAACCCAAGAGGCUGAGAGUUCUUUUGCCUACCAUAGAAUUACCCAGACUGGAACUUUUGUUUAUUAGAACACCCUUCAGUUGCAAUAUGCUAAUUCCACUUUACAAAGAAAGGAUAUAAAAGCUAUAUUUUGAAGACUUGAGUCAUUUCAGAAAAAAACUGCAACCCUUUCUGUCUUUCCUGCCUUGUACUUUCAUGUGGACAUGUGAAGCAUUCGGUUGGGAACUAGCUGUAGAACACAACUAAAAACUCUUGUCUUUUUUCACCAGAAUAAUGUGCCAGUUUUUUGUAGCAAUGUUAUUUCUCUUGGAAGCAGAAAUGCUUUGUACCAGCGCACCUCCAAACUGCAUUAAGAAGAAGUUCCAGAACCAUCCCUGUUCCCCAUUUUUAUAUAAUUUAUAAAGAAAAAUUAAAGCCAUGUUGACUAUUUUACAGCCACUGGAGUUAACUAACCCUUCAUUGUGUCUGUCUUCCCAGGAAAGAAUUAAGCAAAACAGAGUGAUUGGUUUUCUUUUUGAUGUCCAGUUACACCAUCCAUUCUGUUAAAUAAUUUUGAAAAAUACACCCUCCCUUUAGUUUGUUGGGGGAUAUAAAUUAUUCUCAGGAAGAAUAUAAUGAACUGUACAGUUACUUUGACCUAUUAAAAAGGUGUUACCAGUAAA
This is a messenger RNA of Microcebus murinus (gray mouse lemur), 6323 nucleotides long. NCBI's taxonomy places the organism in Eukaryota, Metazoa, Chordata, Mammalia, Primates, Cheirogaleidae. The record is from RefSeq and is a predicted model, not a curated record.